This is a messenger RNA of Elaeis guineensis (African oil palm), 1702 nucleotides long. The record is from RefSeq and is a predicted model, not a curated record. Lineage: Eukaryota; Viridiplantae; Streptophyta; Magnoliopsida; Arecales; Arecaceae.
ACGGAGGUAGGGGCGGCAAUAGGAGAAAGUCACCCUCCCUCGUGGCGUCUAUAAGUGCCCCUUCCGGUCCUUGGUCAGCUCCCACCCAGCUCUCGUGCGGCGCCGCAAAGAAGAUGGAGCGAAGAGGUCUCCUUUGUCUCUGUUCUUUUAUCGCCCUUCUCUGCCUCUCCUCCGCCGAAGUCUUCUUUGAGGAGCGCUUCGAUGAUGGAUGGGAGGAUCGCUGGGUGAAAUCUGAUUGGAAAAAAGAUGAGAACAUGGCUGGAGAUUGGAACCACACAUCUGGAAAAUGGAGUGGCGAUCCAAAUGAUAAGGGUAUCCAGACUUAUCCAGAUUAUAGGUUUUUUGCCAUCUCUGCAAAAUUUCCAGAGCUUAAUAACAAGGACAAAACACUGGUUUUCCAAUUUUCGGUAAAGCAUGAGCAAAAGCUUGAUUGUGGUGGUGGAUAUAUGAAGUUGCUUAGUGGUGAGGUUGAUCAAAAAAAGUUUGGAGGGGAAACACCUUAUAGCAUAAUGUUUGGACCAGAUAUCUGCGGUUACACCACGAAGAAAGUCCAUGCUAUACUGACUCAUAAUGGAAAAAACCACUUGAUAAAAAAGGAUAUUCCUUGCGAAACAGAUCAGCUAACCCAUGUUUACACUUUCAUCAUUCGUCCUGAUAAUACAUACAGCAUACUGAUCGACAAUAAUGAGAAACAAUCUGGGAGCCUUUACUCUGACUGGGACCUACUUCCCCCAAAGGAAAUUAAGGACCCUGAAGCCAAGAAGCCAGAAGAUUGGGAUGAUGUGGAAUAUAUACCAGACCCUGAGGACCAAAAACCUGAGGGUUAUGAUGAUAUCCCAAAAGAAAUUCCAGAUCCCGAUGCCAAGAAGCCAGAGGACUGGGAUGAUGAGGAAGAUGGUGAAUGGACUGCCCCAACCAUUCCAAAUCCUGAGUACAAGGGUCCAUGGAAACAGAAGGUACACAGCAUGGAAAGAAUACUUUCAUUGAUCAAGUUUCGUUCUCUAGGAUUUUUUUACUACUUUCUGUCACAUGUUUUGCAGAAAAUCAAGAACCCUAACUAUAAGGGCAAGUGGAAGGCACCAAUAAUUGCCAAUCCAGAUUUCAAAGAUGAUCCUGACCUCUAUGUUUUCCCCCAUCUGAAAUAUGUGGCAGUUGAAUUAUGGCAGGUCAAAACGGGAACCUUGUUUGACAACAUUCUGAUCUGUGAUGACCCUGAAUAUGCAAAGAAGUUUGCAGAGGAAACAUGGGGAACACACAAAGAUGCUGAAAAGGCAGCUUUUGAUGAAGCAGAGAAGAACAAAGAAGAGGAGGAGGAAGCUGAUAAGAGUGACAUUGAUGAAUCUGAUGAUGAGAAAGAGGAUGAUGCUGAUGAUAGUGCUGAGGAAGACGAAGAUGAUGCAAGCCUGCAUGAUGAACUUUAAGAGCAGCUGACAUCCGGAGGCUUAAGUUUUUUCUCUUUUUUGUGUUUUGCGCAGCAAGAGUUCUAAUUAGCUAUCAUUAGAGGAGUCUGAUUUUGUCAUCACUUAUCUUGUGAUAGAUGUGCUGCCAGUCAAUGAACUGAUUUGUUUAGAUUAGUCAUAUACUUUGUAAGUUCUAAAAGCUGAAUUUUUGUUCUGUACUCUCCCACUAUUACGACCUGUUAGAUGUAUUUCAGGAAACCAUACCUGUUCAUUUAAUGAAUGCUUCUUUAAAUGAUACCCCA